Paramisgurnus dabryanus is the source of this 1838-nucleotide messenger RNA. Lineage: Eukaryota; Metazoa; Chordata; Actinopteri; Cypriniformes; Cobitidae. The record is from RefSeq and is a predicted model, not a curated record.
AUAAAUAAUAAUGUUGAGCUCUGCUCUGAUUGGCUGUUUCUCAGUGCAGUUCAGUUCAGUAGCUCUAUGUGUAAGUAAACAGCCCUCAUGUUUGAGCAUGUAUCUGACAAAGAUGCAGAAUUUGAGGAAUAAUCCAUUGUUUGGAGAUUAGAAAAGUACGUUUUUGAGUGGUACGUUUGUGUUUUUAGCAUAAACCAUUUACUAGCAUAUAGCGCUAACUCAACAGUCACAAUUUUUUUAUUAGGCAUUGUAACAACAUUGUACUUAAUUUAAUAUAGAAUUUAAUGUUGGGGCGUACAUCACGACUGUAACGUCACAGUUGGUGUUAUGUUGAGAUUGGCCUGUGUUUGAGGCUCACGAUAUGUCAUUACCAUGUACAGAACUCUUAUUUUUCAUCUAUGCUAAUACAUUUUUACAUGCUAUGGCAGCUUUAAGGUUUAUUAUGUGAUCCUGGGUACAUAUUUUGACAUUUUUUCUAACAGUGUACAGAGGAUAUCUUGAUCUGUGCAAAUGUAUAUCUACUCUCAGAGAUUAAAGUUCAAGGCUGCUUAUAUAUACAGUAUGAACUAUUUCUAUAUAUGCAACUUUAUCUUUUUUUUACGAAUGCCAUUACAAAGCAUUUACAUUUUUUUCCAUGUGAAAAUUUUAAUGUUUUGCAGUACCCAAUUAUGCAGUUUAAAACGUUCGCCCCUAAUGGUUGCUUCAACCACCUUAUAUAGAUAAAGUCCCACCCAGCUGUAAUUGUCUCCACCUCAACUGAAUAUAAGCCAGACUCAUGUAAAGAUAUGGAGAACUUUAAGCUACAUUACCUGCGUGUUUAGUAUCGGCCUUGAUCUCCUCCAUCCGGACCUUUGAGAUAUUUUUUUACACCACUGAUAGAAUGACUAUCGUACGGUUGCUUGUGAGUCUCUUACUCUUUUGUUCAGUUGAAGCUGGGAAGCUGUUGGUUAUUCCUUCAGAUGGCAGCCAUUGGCUUGGAAUGAAGCCUAUUGUGGAAGAACUGGGGAGGAGAGGGAAUGAGGUGGUGGUGGUCAUCCCAGAAGCAAGUCUGAGUAUGGGUCCAUCAGAUCACACCACCACUCUUUCUUAUCAAGUGCCUUACACUAAAGCUGAACUAGAAGGGAACUUAGCGGCUGAUUUAAACAAUAUUCUGAGUAGGGAUGUGUCUACAGACCUGGCCAGAUUUCAGACAUUUGUCUUCACACUGGAUUUUCUACAAACAUUUACAGUGAGGAGCGCAGAGAGUCUGCUUUUCAACAAGGACCUGAUGAAGAAACUGAAAGACUACAACUUUGAUGCCAUUCUCACCGAUCCAUUUGAGCCUGUCGGAGUUAUUGUUGGUGAAUAUCUCUCCAUUCCAGCUAUUUACAUGCAAAUAAAUCAUCCAUGUGGGGUCGACACUCUUGCCGGUCAAUGCCCAAGUCCACCCUCCUUUGUUCCUAAACUUUUUACUCAAUUUACUGACCACAUGAGUUUUUGGCAAAGAAGUGUGAACCUGGUAAGGACUCUGCUGCAACCCAUGGCUUGUGAUUAUUUAUUUACUCAAGCAGAUGAGAUUGCCUCACGUUUACUUCAAAGAAAAUCAUCCAUUGUAGAAAUCAUGAGCCGUGCUGCUCUUUGGUUUAUGCGAUUCGACUUUGCCUUUGAAUUUUCACGGCCAGUGAUGCCCAACAUGAUCAUGAUUGGAGGGAUGGCAACCAAGAAAUUAAAACCUUUGUCACAAGUAAGCCAUCAUUGUAAAUUUUACAUGCUGUAGUUCCACUGCAGAAUUAUAAGUGCUGCAACUUUGACUUUGCCAUUACACAAUUGUUCCACGGUCAUUGCCAUUUAAAGCAAAU